ACCACCAUCACCACCGCCGCCAUCAGCUGUUCAGCAUAAACAAAACACGGUCAGGUAUAUUCUCACUUCUCCCGGCAAUAUUUCCCACAAUUCCACAUUUUCGCGAUCCCUGAAGUGGAGGAGGAGGAGAAGACACCCCGAGGAGCAACUGUGGAGGAGGACGAGAGGAGAGGAGGAAAGAUGGAGGAGUUGGAGGAAGAAAUUUCUCUCUUGGGCCAACUAGUGGACAUUGAGAUAGGAAGGAGAGAGAAGAGGCCGCUGUGUUCAAGGUGUAGGCGCCCCCGGGGAGUGUGCUGGUGCGAGGGGCUAGGGGGGGCAAUGGUGACAAUAAAGAGCCAUAUUUUGGUUUUACAACACCCCCACGAAGAGAAAAGAUGUCUAAGAACUGCCCCGAUUCUUACAGCUUGUCUUGACCCAUCACAUUACAAGCUGAUGAGAGGCAAAAGGUUUCCCCAUUCCAGAUAUCCUGAGCUGCAGCCUAUCCUUAGUAGUCCUGCAACGAUCCUAAUGUACCCUGGGGAGGAGGCUGUGGGGGUGGAGAGGCUGGAAGGUGGGGGAGGGGGGCAAGGUCCUUAUAAUAUCGUAAUUCUUGAUGGGACGUGGCAACAAGCGAAGGGAAUCUAUUUUAAUUGUCCUGGUCUUCACUCCCUCCCUCAGGUGUGUCUGUCAGGAAGAUACACGAGUGAAUAUAUUAUCAGAACUCAACCCACACAAGACGCCCUUUCGACUGUGGAAACAGCUGCCCUCACUCUAGCGAUCCUGGAGGAGAACUGGGCGCUCUAUGACCAACUGGUGGAGCCUCUGCGUGUUUUGUGCCGCCACCAGAUCCAGCACGGAGCCGUUCCCCACAAGAGUAAAGAGGAAAUGAUUUUAUCCGGCCGCUGUCAGAAGCCCUUAGGGAAACGAACUUAUAAAAAAUUACGAAAAUGUGGUGCUAGGCAUUCAGACGCCCUUGCAGCCUCCAUGUUGGUGACUGGUGAUGCCCCGCGCCCUGACAACACCACUAACACCCACGCCAUCACCUCUAAGGGCGUGGGUGUUCAUAGCAUUGAAAAUAUUAGGCUUGUUGUGUCUGCGAGUGAAGGUAGUGGUGGUGGUGGUCUGGGUAGCGGGGAGGAGGAGAGCAUUGUGGGAAAUGUUGGGUCUAGGGUGAAAAUUGGGGAGUCUAGGGGAGAAGUGGAGGAAUUUAGGGAGGAAAAGUGUGGAUCUAGCGAAGAAAAGGAGGGUUUGGGGGAAAAGGAGGAAGGGUUUAGGGAAAUUGGCGAGUCUAGGGUAAAAAGUGGCGGUUUUAGGGAAGAAAAUGCAAAGUUUAGGGAAAUUUUUGAGGGAGAGAGGACAAACAGCGAUAAAGGGAGAGGAAAGGGAGAGAGAAUGAUAAACGAGGGAGAAGCAGAGGAGAGAAAGAUAAAUAGAGAAGGAGAAAAAGAAGAAGAAAUGAGGAGAGAAACAGAGAGAGAGGAAAAGAGAGAAAAUGUGAUAAAAUUGAGGAAUAUGAGUUCCCAUCUUUCUUGGGAAUUGAGGUGAGAAACAAGAAGAAGAAGAAGAAGAACAAGAACAAGAAGAAGAAGAAGAAGAAUGAAUAAAUUAAAGGAAUAAUGAAAUAAAAAAAAAUAAUUGAAAAACGUAGAUAAUUGAUAAAGAAUAAAUGAAAAAUAAAUAAAUAAAGUAAUAAUUGAAAAGCAAAACACGAGAAAAUAAAAAAUAAACUGAAAAUUGAGAUAAACAAUAAUUAAACAAACAAACGAUAAGAUAUAUUUGAAAGGAAGAAAAAUAGAAAUAAAUAGAUAAAAUAAAGGAAUAAUUGAAACUAAGGAGAAAAAAAAAGGAUACGAGGAAGAUUAUAUAUAUAAAAAAGAAAGUUUGAGAGAAAAUAUUUGGUCUGAUUUAAAUUCUGUACUUAUAUAAUGAAGAGAAAUGUGUGUGUGUGUGUGUGUGUGUGUGUGUGUG
This is a messenger RNA of Scylla paramamosain (green mud crab), 1947 nucleotides long. RefSeq names its product tRNA-uridine aminocarboxypropyltransferase 2-like (gene Dtwd2). The record is from RefSeq and is a predicted model, not a curated record. Lineage: Eukaryota; Metazoa; Arthropoda; Malacostraca; Decapoda; Portunidae.